GGAAUGCAUUCCCAUACUGGCCACUUUUUAUGUGAGCACUUAUAGUUUAUUAGCUUUGAUCUUUUGUUAUCAGCCUAAGUCUAGCUUUCUAUAUAUGGUUACUAGCACAAGAGAUCAGACCAAUUAAUGGAAGACAGUGGAUACCAAGCGAAUGCUGGGGACCGAUGUGAGAUGGUGACAAGUCCACACGAUGAAUCACCAAUUACUCUAGUGACAGACGAGUUCAGGAAAAGAGUGCAACGGCGGAACGAUGGUGACAACACAUCAUCAACUGUGAGGGGGAAUGAUCACUUUGAUAGACCAAGGAGUGGAAGUGUUACUUACUCUACUGCCAUUACUAAAACUCCAGAGCUACAGCAGCUGUCAGCAGCCUCAGUCGGAGUUGAGCAGGAAGCUGGGAAUACCAGGCCUUCAAUGUUGAGUAAGAGACCACGUCGAACAAAAUCUGCACCAAGAAAAAAAUCUGGAGUCAUCAACGUUGAAGCCAACGCCAAUGCAGUUACAGUUAAUGCUCCACGAAGAUCUACAUCAGAGGAGACACUUGACAGUGAUAAAACUGAAAGACCAAUAAUUGUCCAGCCAACAGAUAUAAGUCCUAUAACUUCAGCUUCACGUAGACCCCCCACCCCUUCUGUCAAACCAAAGAAAAGAAAUGUAGUGAAAACAAGUGAUCAAAGAGUAGUGGAGCCUCAAUUAGAUGCUCAGGCAUCCCUUACUGACACAGAAUGUGUUCAUGAUGAAGGACAGAUAACCAUUCAGGGACAGGACAAUUCUAGAAAAGUCAAAGGUGAAGGUGUGCAGGCUGUCCAGGUCAGUUCUAUAACUGAGACCACACUCCUACAAAAUACAGAUGAAAGUGCUUUUCGUUCAGCUACAUGCAAACCAUUCCUCAAACACAAAUCCAGCAAGAGGUUUAGUUCUGUAUGUGUGUCUGACAAUAAAAUGGAGAACAACGAAACAGAGAAGCGGCCUAAAUCAAUGAUGCUCUAUGGUACUGAAGAGGUGGAGCGUCAACGGUCGUAUGAGCUAGAGUCUUCGGAAAACAAAUCAAAAACACAAAUGCAUGAAAAUGUUUUCCUACUUCAGAAACCAAAAGCCGUGAGCAUGCAAGCAGAACGAGCUGAUAUUCUAAAACAACAAGAAACAUUGUAUGGUUAUAAAGCUACUAAGGAAUUGAUCAGUGACGCUGGAAAUGACGGGUGCCCUAGGCCUACAACAGAACUACCACGUUGUCACAGUGAUGUAGCUGUCAAAAAAUCCACACUUGCAGUUCAGUAUACUGAGUCAGAACAAUUCCGGCAGAUAGAAGCUGCACAUAAACAUGAACUUGAAGAAAUGGAAAAGGUGUACAAGAAAAAAAGAAAACACCUCGAAGGCAAGUACACGAAGAUGGUAGAUAACUUUAAAGCACAAAAUCAAGAUAAAAUAUAUGAUUUGAGGCGAAAUUACCAGAACAAGCACGAUGAACAGCGGAAACAACUGACAGAGAAGUUCAAUAAAGCAUUAGCUGUCCAAUCAGCUGAAGCACAGGCCGAGAGGGCACGUCUGCUCACAUCAGCCGAUCAGGCCCGCUUGGAUCAUCAGAAACAACUAGAGGUGCUACAGCAGGAAAAUGAUGGUUUGAAUCGCAAAGUCAAGCAGUGUGAACUUGACAAACAGGCAAUCGAUAACCAAAGAUGUACCACCACAAACCAACAGUUAGAGACCACGUCUAACUACAAGGAUGAGUUGGCUCCCUAUAUCUUAACUUGGCUCCCUGAGCUUGGUGAGCAACACGACUCUGGGUCGUAUGGAUCUGUCUAUCGUAUUCAACUGUAUGGAAUUUGUUGUAUUGCUAAACGAAUUCAUGACAUCUUGCUUGGUCAAGGGAAAGAAAAAGGAGUGAACUUAGAGGAUAAACGAGCAGCUUACUGCAAGUUUUAUCACGAGUGUGUGUUUCUGAGUCGAAUGCGUCACCCCAACAUUGUCCAGUUCAUGGGUGUGCACUACGGGCCACAGAGAGAUUACGGGAGAGAGCUCACACUAGUUAUGGAGCGUCUGUACAUCAAUUUGUACGACUGCUUACAUCGCUAUCCCAACAUUGCAAUGUGGCAAAAGGUGUCGAUUCUUCUAGACAUCUCCCAAGGUUUGCUCCACCUUCAUUCUCGAGGUAUUGUUCACCGCGAUCUGACAGCUCCCAACAUUCUCCUCACAACGAGCUUUCAUGCUAAGAUUGCUGACCUUGGUGUCUCAAAAAUUAUCCAAGUUCGUGGUACUAAGCAAACCAUGGCUCCUGGUAAUCCUGACUAUAUGCCCCCUGAGGCACUAACCGAAAUGCCUGUGUACGACUAUGCUCUUGAUAUAUUCUCGUUUGGCGUUAUCAUGCUCUUCGUGUUGAAUCAAAAAUACCCAAAGCCAUAUGAGGUUUCUCUUACUGUCACUGGCGUUCAACGAAAAGAAAUUCAGAUACAGAAACGAAUGAAAUGGAUUGGCAAACUAUCUCCAGAAAAUCCAAUGAGACAACUAAUCUGCCGUUGUCUUCAGGACGAACCUCAAAAGCGACCAUUAUCUCAAGAGCUCAACUCAACUCUGAUUCAUUUUGCACAGCAGUUCCCAAAGCCGUUCGUAGAUACUAUUGAAAUGCAAAGAACAUUGAAACUACCCACGACUCUACCUGCGUAACACCAAUUAAGGUUGCUACAUUUUUUGAUCAAAUAAUUCACGUAAUUUCAUAUUUUAUUUCGUGUGCUUUAUUGAGUUAUUACACUGCAUUCACAUUGGUGUAUUGUAAUUCACUUGCCUUGUACUACAAUUAGCUAUAGAGUGCGUAACUAUUCAUUAUCGUACUAUAAUGUGUAUAACUAUAUACACAUAAUAAUUAUUAUUAUACCAAAUAGAAAUAAUUUAUUAA
Messenger RNA from Halichondria panicea, 2890 nucleotides. RefSeq lists its product as uncharacterized. Gene Ontology annotation, molecular function: protein kinase activity; ATP binding. The record is from RefSeq and is a predicted model, not a curated record. Gene Ontology annotation, cellular component: cytoplasm. Bases 127 to 2661 code for a protein of 844 amino acids. The transcript is spliced from 11 exons. NCBI's taxonomy places the organism in Eukaryota, Metazoa, Porifera, Demospongiae, Suberitida, Halichondriidae. Gene Ontology annotation, biological process: signal transduction; protein phosphorylation.